Messenger RNA from Parnassius apollo (apollo), 2847 nucleotides. Lineage: Eukaryota; Metazoa; Arthropoda; Insecta; Lepidoptera; Papilionidae. The record is from the annotation of a GenBank genome assembly.
AUGGUAAGGAAGUUAGCUUUUCGUACAAGAGGAAGAUCAGUUCAAUCCCUUGAUAACAAUGGCCCCCGAGAGGAAACCCAACAGGGUGGAGAUGGUCGAUUAUUUUUACAAAUAAAGCCAGCGUUAGCAGAUCCAAGAGCUGCACAUCCAGCACUUCAACGAUCUAGUACAAUACUAACUGGCAAUGAUUAUAUGAAUAAGGAAAGUGGGAAGGAUGAUGUUCUUAAUCUGCAGGCUGUGGGCGAAGGAAAGGUGCAACUUUUUAGAACUCCACAGGAAAAGGAUCGUCUACCUGAUAGAAUAAGUCUUGACAGACGAGGCCUUUCCUCCAUACCCAAUAUAGUCGGUGAACCGACCUUACGUCUGUUAUCAUUACAACAUAAUUUAAUAAAUAGUCUGUCAGGAUUAUCUCCGCUUGAGUUAGGAAAGCUUGUAUUCCUUGACGUAUAUGAUAAUCAGAUCGAUAAAAUUACUUCCCUUGAAAAACUCUUUAAUUUGAGAGUUUUACUGAUGGGUAAAAACAGGAUAAAAAGAAUUGAAGGCUUAGCAAAUCUUCUAAAAUUGGAGGUGUUAGAUUUACAUGGUAAUAGAAUAUCUAAAGUAAGUGGUUUAUCUAAUCUUGGUGAGCUGAAAGUGCUCAAUUUGGCCGGCAAUCAAAUUAAAAGUAUAGGUUCGAACGAUCUCCAAGGCAUGAUAUCACUGAGAGAAUUGAAUCUAAAAAGAAAUAAGUUGAGAAAAUUACUAGGCUUUCAACAUACAACUAAGUUACAAAAGUUAUUUCUCAGUAACAAUGACUUGCAGAGUGUAGAAGAUGUAUCUUCUCUUGCAGAAGCCAUUUCUCUAAUAGAAGUUAAUUUAGAUGGUAAUCCAGUAGGGUUGGGAGGCGAUUGUACACCAUUUCUUGUUUCAUAUUUACCAAAUCUAGUAACUCUAUCAAGCAUGCAUGUUACUGAACAGGUUCGCACAGCGGCAAUGGCAUGGAGAAAUAACAAAGAAGCCGCUCAUGCAGCGUAUUGCGCGUUAGGUGGAUCAGCGCAACAAGCUGCCCGUCGUGAUCAGAUAAUUCACAAUGCACGCACUAACUGGGAAUUGCUAAGAUCUGAAAAUAAAUGUUUUGCAACCGCAAGUGCAAUGAAAAACGACAACUUAGAAAAAGAGUUUGUAUUAGACACACCUGUCACGCAGAGUGGAAGCACACAGACAAUGGAUAUAGCACCAUUCACUGAUGUGUCAGUGUCUUUGCACCAGGGAGAUACCGAAGAUUCUGAUUGUAAAAAUAAUAACAGCGAUGCAAGCACAAAAGCGGUGUCUGAUGAGAGUAAAAACAAAUCAACGACACGCAAAUUGCAAAGGAGCUCGACUGGUCUUAAAAUUUCAGAAAAAAGAGUAAAUUUUUCAGAGAGAAGCGCUUCCCAAGACACUGACGUCUCACAUUCCACAUCAACAAGCAGCGACAUAAGACUACCACCUAUACUGUUGCCAAUCAUUUCAUCCUUAGAAAACGUUAAGCUUGCAGAUGGCACAGAAUCUGCAUUGAAAAGAUGGGAAAGCAUUUCUAGCGUAGACCCAAUUAUAGAUUCUUCGUUUAGUUCAUUUCCUUCUUCGAGUAGUGAUAGCGAAGACGAAACAAAUAAAAAGCCGCUUAAAAGGAUGCCAACAGUAUUAAGAAACAGGGAAAAAUUCAGCACUUUCCGUUCCAAAUCUGUGUGCGAUCCCGAAAGUCGAAAAGUUAAAGCCAAUAAAAACUCCGAUUACAGUGAGAACGUCAGUAAUAUAUCUUGUAGUACCAAUGUAGGUUCUGUUGCCACUUCUUCAACGUCAGGUAGUGAUCACAGUAAUAAGACUUUGCGUCGAGAAGGUUCUCUUAAUAGUAGGAUAAGUAACAGGAAUGUAAGAAGUGCUACAAUAUCUCGACGAAGUGAAAGAGCCUCAUCCGCACAUCGAGCUUCUACAGCCAGAGCUAAAUCGGGAAAAAGUUUAGCUAGCUUGAAAUCGUCGGAACCUGUUGCAAAACCAGUGCCGGUUUCUAAAGAUAGAGAACAAGGAGUCGAUUACCUAGUAGAAGUAUGCGAUGGUACAGUGAGUGCCUGGGGAACGGGUGCAGUGCGUCGCCUGGCAAGGGACUGGGACUGGGAACGAGCGCGUACUGUUACCCGAGCAGCAUUUCAUUAUGUACAUUUUAAUGCAGUCGCUCAAUCUUUAUCGGAGUUAAAAACCAAAUUUCCGAAUAUUAUGCAUAUAUCUGUUCGAGCUACGGGUCUACAGUAUCUUGGUCAACUGCACGCAUUAGCUGAAUUGCGUGGAAUUACCAGUUUAACAAUAUUGCCUGAAGGCAAUCCAAUAUGUGAAAAGAUUUGGCGGGAGUACACUAUUUAUAGACUUACUCACUGGGGUUUGAAGGAAAUUAAUGAUGAGCAGGUGACGGAGGAGGAAAUAAAAUCAGCAAAUAAAACUUACGAUGGGUUAAGCGAUAUAGUGUUACGAGCUCUACCGGACGCACCGCUGCAGCCUCUCUUGUCGCGACUAGGUAGAAGUGGAAACAGUGGUACUAGUGCUAAGGCUUGGCUGAGGGCAGCUGACCCAGCUUUGAGAGAUGUAAUUGCAAAAGAGGCUCUCCAAUUCAAAAAGGGACAGGUAUCCCAGGAAGAUAUGAGCUGGCGUGUUCGCGGUCGUGGUCAGUUAUCUCAUGCCAUCGAGCUAGCUUGUGGAGCGGCCCAACGCCUUCGCAUUCUUGAACUCCAGUGGCCAACAAUAUUUGUAGAAAUGAUCGAAGAUGUUUUAAGGGAUUUUGUAGAUAUGGAUAAUCACGUUAAAGAACAGAUUCGUAUGCUUUCAGAUUCAUUGUAA